Messenger RNA from Calliphora vicina (urban bluebottle blowfly), 882 nucleotides. Its product is annotated as serine protease 1-like. Gene Ontology annotation, biological process: proteolysis. Gene Ontology annotation, molecular function: serine-type endopeptidase activity. The coding region runs from base 64 to 882 and encodes 272 amino acids. The record is from RefSeq and is a predicted model, not a curated record. Lineage: Eukaryota; Metazoa; Arthropoda; Insecta; Diptera; Calliphoridae. The transcript has a single exon.
CAUAUAAAAGACCUUGCAAUUACAAAAGGCCAUCAGUUGUUUUCCUUUAACCCAAACGGUAAAAUGAAAUUCUUAAUUGUCUUUGCUUUGGCUUUGGCCUCGGCUUCAGCUUUCGAUACUGAAAUCGAAUCACGCAGUGUUGUAGUACCUGUAGUAGAAGCGCUGGAGGGACGCAUUACCAAUGGUAAUACCGCCUCUGUAGGACAAUUCCCCUACCAAGUUGGUUUAUCCAUGAAUCUAAAUGCUCUCUCCACGGCCUGGUGCGGUGGUUCUUUGAUUGGCAAUCAAUGGGUUUUAACUGCUGCCCAUUGUACCGAUGGUAUUCAAUCUGUUACCGUGUACUUGGGUGCUACUGUACGCACCUCGGCCGAAGUCACCUAUUCUGUAUCCAAGGACAAUAUUAUCAUCCACUCUGGCUGGAACAGCAUAACUAUUAAGAAUGACAUCUCCUUGAUUAAGAUCCCUUCGGUCUCGUACACCUCAAGAAUUCAAGCUGUUAAAUUGCCUGCCAUUGCCAACUCUUAUGCGACCUAUGCUGAAGAUUAUGCUAUUGCUUCGGGUUGGGGUAGAAUCUCUGAUGAUGCCACCUCGAUUGCCGACAACUUGCAAUGGGCCCGUUUGGAAGUCAUAAGUAACAGUGUUUGUCAAUUGACUUACGGCUUUACUGUUACUUCGUCUAACAUUUGUGUUGCCACCACUGGUGGUGUUUCCACCUGCAAUAGUGAUUCUGGCGGUCCUUUAGUUUUGGAAUCCAGCAAGAUACAAGUAGGUUUGACUUCCUUUGGCUCGUCUGCUGGUUGUGCCAAGGGUUAUCCCGCUGUCUUUACCCGUGUUACCAGCUACUUGGAUUGGAUCGAGACCAAUACUGGUAUCUCUAGCUGA